Biomphalaria glabrata is the source of this 408-nucleotide messenger RNA. Its product is annotated as keratin-associated protein 4-12-like. The coding region runs from base 1 to 408 and encodes 135 amino acids. NCBI's taxonomy places the organism in Eukaryota, Metazoa, Mollusca, Gastropoda, Planorbidae. The record is from RefSeq and is a predicted model, not a curated record. The transcript has a single exon.
AUGUGUCUUACUGUGUCUUGCUGUGCUCUCCUGUGUCUUGCUCUGCACUCCUGUGUUUUGCUGUGUCUUGCUGUGGACUUCUGUGUCUUGCUUUGCUCUCCUGUGUUUUGCUGUGCUCUCCUGUGUUUUGCUGUGCUCUCCUGUGUCUUGCUGUGCACUACUGUGUCUUGCUGUGCACUCCUGUGUAUUGCUGUGCACUACUGUGUCUUGCUGUACUCUAUGUCUUACUGUGUCUUGCUGUGCACUCCUGUGUCUUGCUGUGCACUCCUGUGUCUUGCUGUACUCUAUGUCUUACUGUGUCUUGCUGUGCUCUCCUGUAUCUUGCUGUGCACUCCUGUGUCUUGCUGUGCUCUCCUGUAUCUUGCUGUACAAUCCUGUGUCUGGCUGUGUCUUGCUGUGUGUUGCUGA